GAAAGCGGCGCCGCCCGCCGGUCGCAGACGCGGCAAUGCUGGUGUCCCCCGCCUCUUCAUUUAGGGCUCUCGGAAGGAAAGAGGGCGAGCAGCGGGUAUCCGCGCCGCGCCUCUUCGCACGUCUGUCUCCCAAAUAGGGCCCCUUAUCCCGGCCGCCCCGGUCCCUGCGCGGACUGGGCGCAUCUUUCCGGCCUCACCGCGGCGCCCACACUGUCUAGCGUCCCCGUCCCGGUCCCCAGUCCCUGCCCUGUCGCCGGAGCGGUCACUGCCCCGCCCGCCGUUCUUCCGCUGCCACCGCUGCUGGCACCAUGGGCAGUGAGCAGAGCUCCGAGGCCGAGAGCCGACCCAACGAUCUGAACUCCUCAGUGACUCCUUCUCCAGCUAAGCAUAGAGCCAAGAUGGAUGAUAUUGUGGUUGUAGCUCAGGGCUCUCAGGCCUCACGGAAUGUCAGCAAUGAUCCUGAUGUCAUCAAGUUACAAGAGAUUCCAACUUUCCAGCCCCUUUUGAAAGGGCUAUUGAGUGGCCAGACUUCCCCAACAAAUACCAAAUUGGAGAAACUGGAUUCUCAGCAGGUGUUGCAGCUGUGCCUCCGAUAUCAGGAUCACCUGCACCAGUGUGCAGAAGCUGUUGCUUUUGAUCAGAAUGCUUUGGUUAAACGAAUCAAAGAGAUGGAUCUGUCUGUAGAAACCCUCUUUAGCUUCAUGCAGGAACGCCAGAAAAGAUAUGCAAAAUAUGCUGAGCAGAUCCAGAAAGUCAACGAAAUGUCUGCCAUCCUCCGCCGCAUACAGAUGGGCAUCGACCAGACGGUGCCGCUGAUGGAAAGGCUCAACAGCAUGCUGCCUGAGAGCGAGCGGCUAGAGCCCUUCAGCAUGAAGCCGGAGCGAGAGCUCAAGCUAUAGCACUGCUGGUUCCCACCUGCCAGGCUGCUUUUAGGAGGCAGAGAUGCCAGUAACCCAGAGGACAUUUGGAGCCCAAGUCCUGUGGUAUGACCAAGGCCUGAAGCUGGUACAAGGUCUGGGUCCUCACUGCAGUGGACACUGCAUGGACUGCCACUGCCAGCAUGGACUGUCUUUGCCCAUCUCCUUCCCUUGAUGCGAAUGCCCUGUGUGAAACGAACAGAACUGAUUCUUGGUGAUAACUGAAGUUGGAACAUUACUAGAAAUUGUUUUAAAUGCUGCAUGGAGAGUUAUUUUUUGUUUUCUUUUUUGUUUUUUUAUUGACAGUAUAUAUAUUCUAGUGUAGCUACUGGAGUGAAAACAUAGAAAAAAGGAAGAAAAAUUUUUUAAGAAGCUAUGUGUCUUCAAUGCCCUUGUGAAAUUUUACUCAGGCUCUGGGUUAUGGGUUAUAAACAUGAAAAAAAAUUAAUCCA
Messenger RNA from Marmota flaviventris (yellow-bellied marmot), 1369 nucleotides. It is a transcript of the gene Borcs5, whose product is annotated as Bprotein-1 related complex subunit 5. Lineage: Eukaryota; Metazoa; Chordata; Mammalia; Rodentia; Sciuridae. The record is from RefSeq and is a predicted model, not a curated record. Gene Ontology annotation, biological process: organelle transport along microtubule; lysosome localization; positive regulation of anterograde synaptic vesicle transport. Gene Ontology annotation, cellular component: synaptic vesicle membrane; cytoplasmic side of lysosomal membrane; BORC complex.